AAAAAGUUUGCAGAUGCGGAUUAGGUAACGGUGUCGCUAUCGAAUGAGUUCGUCACUUGCUCCCUAAAUUCUAACAAAGUCUAUCACCACCAUAAUGACUGGAUCUUGGUCUUUGCAUUGUCACUUCAUCGUGCUAUUGUGUGGGUGGCAACUCAUCCACGCCCAGUAUGAGUCCUUGGGUUAUCCUCAAAGUUACCUCCAGCCUGAGGAGGAACACUAUUCUCCCCCCGAGCUGCCCCCGGACACGCCCAGAAUUCAGUUGAGGUUGGCAGGCGAGAAACGAAAACACAAUGAAGGAAGGGUAGAGGUCUAUUAUGAUGGUGAAUGGGGAACUGUUUGUGAUGAUGAUUUCAACAUCCAUGCUGCCCAAGUGGUGUGCAGGGAGCUGGGUUACGUCGAAGCAAUCUCCUGGUUCCCUUCAUCCAAAUAUGGGAAAGGAGAAGGUCGUAUCUGGUUUGACAAUGUCCAUUGUACUGGCAAGGAGAAGUCACUGGCUCUAUGUUCAUCAAAUGGCAUUGGUGUCUCUGACUGCAAACACACUGAAGAUGUUGGAGUGGUGUGCAGUGAUAGACGUAUCCCAGGCUUUAAGUUUAUCAACACUCUCACCAACAACAUAGAUAGUUUGAACAUUCACGUUGAAGACGUGCGAAUCCGAGCAAUUCUGUCUUCCUACCGCAAACGCGUCCCGGUGACAGAGGGCUACGUGGAGGUGAAGGAUGGAGGCAGUUGGAUGCAGAUCUGUGAUGAGGAGUGGUCUCAAAUGAACAGCCGCGUAAUCUGUGGUAUGUUCGGCUUUCCCAGCGAGAAGAGAUACAACACAAGAGUCUACAAAAUGUUUGCUAGAAGGCGGAGGCACGCAUACUGGGGAUACUCAGUGAACUGCACUGGCAAUGAGGCCCAUCUGUCCAGCUGCAAGCUGGGCCAUCCCGUCUCUCUGAAAACCAACCAGACUUGUGGCCAGGGCACCCCUGUCGUGGUCAGCUGUGUCCCUGGGCGUGCCUUUGCACCCACACCAAUGGCUGGCUAUAGAAAAGCUUUCAGACAAGAGCAAUCUGAGCCUCAACCACUUGUGCGUCUGCGGGGCGGCGCAGUUGUGGGGGAAGGUCGCGUGGAGGUUCUGAAGAAUGGGGAGUGGGGAACAAUCUGUGAUGAUAACUGGAACCUUGUGGCCGCCACCGUGGUUUGUCGAGAGCUUGGCUUCGGAACUGCCAAAGAGUCCCUUUCUGGUGGACAGCUCGGACAAGGCAUGGGCCCGGUUCACAUGAAUGAGGUAGAGUGUUCCGGAUUUGAGAAGUCCAUCACAGAGUGUCGGUUUAACAUGGACUCAGAGUCGUUGGGCUGCAGCCAUGAGGAGGACGCGGGUGUGAGGUGCAACGUUCCAGCCAUGGGUUUCCAACAGAGGCUGCGUUUGAGCGGAGGCCGUAACCCAUAUGAAGGGAGGGUUGAGAUGCUGGUGGAGAGGAACGGCUCACUGGUGUGGGGAACAGUGUGUGGGGAAGGCUGGGGAACCAUGGAGGCGAUGGUGGUCUGCAGACAGCUGGGGCUCGGCUUCGCAAGCCAUGCCUUCCAGGAGACGUGGUACUGGCCUGGGGAUGUUAAUGCUAAUGCUGUUGUGAUGAGCGGGGUUCGAUGCGCGGGAACAGAGAUGUCCCUAGCACACUGUCUGCAUCACGGAGCUCACAUCAGCUGUGCCAAAGGAGGAGGACGCUUCGCUGCUGGAGUCUCCUGUUCAGAGACGGCCCCCGACUUGGUGCUAAACCCCCAGGUGGUCGAGGAAACCACCUACCUCGAGGACCGUCCCAUGUUCAUGCUUCAGUGUGCGUACGAGGAGAACUGUCUAGCCUCCGCCGCUAGCCAGACGCCGGCAAACUCUUACCGACGUCUGCUCCGCUUCUCCUCCCAGAUCCACAACAAUGGCCAGUCUGACUUCCGUCCCAAAGCCAGCCGCGAAUCGUGGGUCUGGCAUGAUUGCCACAGACACUAUCACAGUAUGGAAGUAUUCACACACUAUGACCUGCUCAGUCCAAAUGGCACCAAGGUUGCUGAAGGACACAAAGCCAGCUUCUGUCUUGAGGACUCUGAGUGUGAUGAAGGCAUUGAAAAGAGGUAUGAGUGUGCCAAUUUCGGCGAGCAGGGGAUCACAGUGGGAUGCUGGGACACAUACAGGCACGACAUUGACUGUCAGUGGGUGGACAUCACAGACAUCAAACCCGGAGACUACAUGUUCCAGAUCGUCAUUAACCCUAACUAUGAGGUGGCAGAAUCGGAUUACACUAAUAACAUUGUGAAGUGUCGGUGUCGAUACGAUGGCCAUCGUAUUUGGAUGUAUAACUGCCAUAUAGGAGGUUCGGUCAGUACAGAGACUGAAGAUACUUUCCCAGGACUUGUGAGUAAUCAGGUUAUCCACAGAUAAAGGGGCAAUGGAAGAGUGACCUUUUCUUCGCAGUGACCCUGAAGGGCACUGUCUCUCAAAGCCCCAAACCACUAGAACUCUAAAGGCCAUCCAAACACCAAUCUCAACCAACACCCUCUUCAAGACCAGGUCCAAGAAGGACCUGCCUCCAGUCAUAAAGAUAAUGUUUCGGUUGUCUUCAUCUUCUCCAUGGUACAAGCUUCAAGAGCUGAAAAACUCCUCAACAUUGUUUUCUUCCAGCAGACGUAACAUCUGAAAAAAAAGAAGCAUAUUUUAUAGAAUUUGCCUGCUCAGAAACAGCGGCCUGAUCUACAUUUUAACCAGGCAAACAGCGGCUAACUUUUGCUAACAUGCGCUAAUGGUUCUCUGUUAGCUUGUUGUUGUUUUUUUAUCACAGAUUAUUGCUAGCAUUCAAAAAUGAUCAAACAGUUGUGCACAGCAAAAGGACUGGGCCAGAGCUAGCGUGUGGGCCAAGAGGAACCUUAACAGUUCCAGCAAUGCUGUUUUUAAGUUCACAGCUCCUCUCUACCAGUGAUAGCGAGUCCUGUUUGAAUAAUUCAGUGGUGACUGCUGAAAGCCGAUAUACUUCACCAUGAACAUUUACAUAUUUGAAGAAAUGUCUUCUGAAACAGCUCCCUGGCUCUUAUGAAGACACUAUGGGGUACUUGUGUAACCUCCUGUUUGCUCUGAGCCAGUUCACUACAGCUGUGCUAGCAUGACAUGCUACAAGAUAUAAACUAACUGGGCAUUCUGUGGAGUGUGCAUUCUGUGAAGUGAACACAAUUCCGGUUUAAAAGGGAAUUCUGAUGCACUUUCGAUCUUGACGAUAACAUGCUUUUGGUCAUUUGAGUGAGUUUAUGUAUCUUGAGAGAGUCUUGUAAAUACUCCCAAAUGAAAAAGGUCAACAUUCAACAGCUGAAAGUUGUCCUGCUGAUGGCAGUAUUCAGAACUGAUUUUGAGUAAGUAUACCAUAGGAAUAUGCUUUUUUUUCCUUAUAAAAUCAAUAUGAGUCUCGUUCACAACACUCUUCUUGUAUCACUUACAGUGUUGUUAGUUUCAUGCCUGUAUUUUGGUGUAUCAAAAAUAAAUUGCUCUUCCAUUAGUCGUAGUGUUAAUUGUUCUGUUAAAAAAAAGCGUAUUAAAACCAAAUUCAGUUUUGUAUAGGAUGGAAUGUUUAGACUAGUCUUUUAAAAUGCACACCCGGCCUGUACAACUGAGGCUGUUUUAUUAAGCAUUGCUUGUCUUUCGUACAGUUAACCAGUAACUUAUUGUAAAAGUCAGGGAUUUCAUUGAGAGUUUCUUGCUUCAUCUUUUUCACUCUGUUUUUGUUCUUUUUUCUGUGUGGAAUGUCAUUUCAGUAUAUCU
Chanos chanos (milkfish) is the source of this 3778-nucleotide messenger RNA. It is a transcript of the gene loxl2b, whose product is annotated as lysyl oxidase-like 2b. The record is from RefSeq and is a predicted model, not a curated record. Gene Ontology annotation, molecular function: protein-lysine 6-oxidase activity; copper ion binding. The transcript has 15 exons. Gene Ontology annotation, cellular component: membrane. Gene Ontology annotation, biological process: sprouting angiogenesis; collagen fibril organization; peptidyl-lysine oxidation. Bases 95 to 2413 code for a protein of 772 amino acids. NCBI's taxonomy places the organism in Eukaryota, Metazoa, Chordata, Actinopteri, Gonorynchiformes, Chanidae.